Molecule: messenger RNA, 793 nt
Organism: Ailuropoda melanoleuca (giant panda)
Lineage: Eukaryota; Metazoa; Chordata; Mammalia; Carnivora; Ursidae
Gene: LYPD8
Product: LY6/PLAUR domain containing 8
Exons: 5
Coding region: 29-793 (254 amino acids)
Biological process (GO): defense response to Gram-negative bacterium
Source: RefSeq, a predicted model, not a curated record
AUACUCGGGAGACACCAGGUCCUGCACCAUGAAAGGCAUUCUUGUUGCUGCUAUCAUCAUAGCAUUCGUGGCUGCAGCUGUAGAAUCCCUAAGUUGUGUGCAGUGUAAUUCAUUGACAAACACCUGUGACAACGAGAACAUCACUGAGUGUCCCUCAGAUGCCAAUACCAGCUGUACCAGUUUCAUGACCAACACUUCUUUAGGGGCAGCCAACAUAUACCAGGAUAAAGCCUGCUCUGCGGAGAACUGCAGGGAAGGGAGAGACACGGUUGAAGCCUUCACUGUCCAUGUUUCCGAUAAAGAGCGCUUCCAUUUUAUAAGUCAGUGCUGCCAAGGAAAGCAGUGCAAUGACACCACUGAUGCUCUGGCUCCUCCCCUGGAAGAUGUGUCCAGCAACAUAGAGUGUUUUGCAUGUUAUGGAUCUAAUGAAAGUUCCUGUAAUGCGCAAAUCAGGAAAUGUUAUAAAGAAGAACGGUGUGUCAAUCUAGUUGCAGAAUUUAAGAAUGAGACCAAGAAGCUUGUGCUGAGAGGCUGUUCCAACAUCAGUAACUCCACCUGUCAGUUCCUGUCUGCUGAGAACCGGACAGUUGGAGGAGUCAUCUUCCGAGAGUUCGAGUGUCUAGACGGUGCUAACUUCUCCUCAACCGCCAUUCCCAACUCCUCCCUGACUACACCUCCUGCCAGCAGCUCCAACACCUCCUCAGUGCCAGCCUCCACCCCAGACACGGCUUCCAAAGUCUCCUUCACCCCUGUGGCCUUUGUCAGCCUCCUCCUGCUGGGGCUGCUGCUCUGA